CCGUAAACCCUAAACAUCUUUUAGCCGUUUCUAGAUCCACUCAUUAACGGAAGGGCAGCGAUCGCAGGUGGAUCAGUUCAGUUAAGCAGUAGAAUUCAUCGUGUGUGGCAGAGGCAAAAUGUGGCGGACUUUAGUACUUUUAGUUGCGUUGUGUCUUGCAGAUUUGAGCGCGCGACGUGCUCCUGAGAAUACCUUGAGUGAUCAAUCUGGCGUGAAUGACUGGAAGAAUCGUCGCGAGUAUACUUCUAUCCCGCUUAAACAACAUGUGGACCAGGACGACGAUGAUGAUUGUAAAUGUCUAAAACAAUUGCGCCUUUUGAGACGUCCAAAAUUUAGAACUAUAGUUAGAAGAAGCGAUAUAACGGCGGAACAAUCUGAAGCAAUGAUAGAAAACUAUUUGGAAGAUUAUCUGCUUCGUUUGUAUUUAACCCGUGGUUACUUGAGACCUCCACAACCACCCUUCAAAAAGAGCGCAAAACUUAAAUUGCGAACGGAAAAGCAAGUUCAACGACUGCCAUCAUUUCAACACGAGAAAGCUGAGUACUCAGAUGAGGAAAAUUUUCGAAUGUCCCAUAACAGUCGGUACUACAGUCAAGAACCAGUACCGGGACAGCUGUUGUACCCGCCAGUGUCUCCAAAGUUUCAACCGGUUGCCAAAGCUUACGCAAAUCCGUACGUAAGUGGUUUGACAAAGCCCCGGUAUGUAUCGUCGAUGCUCAUCCCGCAUUUCCUGAACAAAACUAUUGCACAACCGAAUGAAACUGUGCGAAAUAUUCUACGGGUUAACACCAACGAGAAGGAAAACUAUUCGGUGGCACCUAAACGGGUGCGGUAUGGUAAAAAUUCCGGUUUCAUAAAUAUUCAAAGCUACAAUAAAAAUGACACUGUUUCAGUGUUGGAAAACUGAA
Messenger RNA from Armigeres subalbatus, 908 nucleotides. RefSeq lists its product as uncharacterized. Lineage: Eukaryota; Metazoa; Arthropoda; Insecta; Diptera; Culicidae. The transcript is spliced from 2 exons. The record is from RefSeq and is a predicted model, not a curated record. Bases 119 to 907 code for a protein of 262 amino acids.